AUGAAGUGGGGGAGAGGCUCAGCAAAACCUUUUAUUGACAUCACACAGCUGACUGUGGAUACAAUCAAAUUCACCCUCCACAAUUCAGAUGUGACUCUAGCCAAUGCUCUGCGACGUAUUAUGCUUUCUGAGAUCCCAUGUUUGGCUAUAGAGAUAGUUACAGUACUUGAAAAUGACACUCCCUUGCACGAUGAAUACAUAGCGCAUAGGUUAGGACUUUUGCCCAUAGAUUCCACCAGAAUAUCUGAAUUUGAAUACCGGGACAAGUGCUCGUGCAGUGACAAGUGUUCAAAAUGCACUGUGGAUUAUAAUCUACAGGUCACAUGCACCGAACCUUUCCGAACUGUGACCCAUUUGGAUAUAAUCCCGGACGAAUACGACACUCCUUUGCCUCUGCCACGUAGCGGAGACGGAAUACCUAUUGUAAAAAUUAGAAGAGACCAAAGCAUUCACUUGAAGCUCACGGCAACCAAGGGAAUAGGCAAGCUACAUGCCAAAUGGGUAGUUGCAAACGUAGCCUACCAAAUUGAACCUCUAUUCAAAAUCAAUUCGGAAAUGAUGGGAAGGACUACCCAGCAGGAUCGAGCUACAAUUGCUUCAUCAUGCCCCAGGGGAAUUCUUGUGUCUGAAGAUGAUAACUACGGGGGCACAAUAAGGGUGACUAAUUCAUUGGAAUGCAUAUACUGUGAUUCCUGUAUUAACACAUGCAAGGACCUCGGUUUUAAGGGUCUCAUUCGCAUUGAACCUGACGAGACCAAAUUUCAUUUCUCAGUGGAGUCCACUGGAGCUAUCGCACCUGAGAAGAUUGUGGAAAUGGCACUGGGGUUUUUGGAGGAUAAAAUAAAGCAGUUACAUCAAAGUGUGACUGAAACACAGAGUAGGGUUUUGGGCGUCUCUUCAACAACAGCAAUUGCAUCCAAUAUUUGGAGAGGUAAUGAUCAGGCGCCGCCUAACUAUGCUUUAGACCUCGACUAA
Babesia microti strain RI is the source of this 975-nucleotide messenger RNA. Its product is annotated as DNA-directed RNA polymerase II subunit C. Bases 1 to 975 code for a protein of 324 amino acids. Gene Ontology annotation, cellular component: RNA polymerase II, core complex. The transcript is spliced from 2 exons. Lineage: Eukaryota; Apicomplexa; Aconoidasida; Piroplasmida; Babesiidae. Gene Ontology annotation, molecular function: DNA binding; DNA-directed RNA polymerase activity; protein dimerization activity. Gene Ontology annotation, biological process: DNA-templated transcription. The record is from RefSeq and is a predicted model, not a curated record.